This is a messenger RNA of Opisthorchis viverrini, 384 nucleotides long. RefSeq lists its product as hypothetical. Bases 1 to 384 code for a protein of 127 amino acids. The transcript is spliced from 2 exons. NCBI's taxonomy places the organism in Eukaryota, Metazoa, Platyhelminthes, Trematoda, Opisthorchiida, Opisthorchiidae. The record is from RefSeq and is a predicted model, not a curated record.
AUGCCACUAGAAGGAAGUACCAGGGUUAGGAUACUACCAGGUUGCCCAAGCCUAGACAGCUGGAGUAGAAAUGCAGAGGUUGGGUUCGAAGCACGGACCUGCCGGUGGACGGGGAAGGGACUUUGUGCUAGCUUAUCACACUCGUUCCGAGGUGCCCACAGCCCCAGACAUUCCAAUCAUACAAUCUGGAUAGAAAGUGACAACAAGAACGCCACUGACAUCGGUUGGCAGCCACACCUUGUAGUGUCUCCAACCAGGCACAGUGAGGAUCACACGGCCCCAUCCAGCACCAACAACACUCAGGCGUUUAGUGAUCUCUCAUACUCCUCUGCAAAGUCAAGUGUUGGCCACCUCUCUGUUUACGCCACUCUGAAUUGGGCAUGA